Callithrix jacchus (white-tufted-ear marmoset) is the source of this 6111-nucleotide messenger RNA. It is a transcript of the gene QRICH2, whose product is annotated as glutamine rich 2. Lineage: Eukaryota; Metazoa; Chordata; Mammalia; Primates; Cebidae. Gene Ontology annotation, cellular component: sperm flagellum. The record is from RefSeq and is a predicted model, not a curated record. Gene Ontology annotation, biological process: cell projection assembly; flagellated sperm motility.
AUCUUCAGGGUGCGCGGGGGCCCCUAGGUUUCAAACCUCCGCCGGCGCGGGGACUCCGCCAGCGCGGAGACUGGGAGUCCAGGGCUCCAACUCGGGGACCCGAGGCAGGCGACAGACAGCGGAAGGGCGGAUUCACCAGAGGCAGGAACUCCGUCCAGUGACUCACCCGAGGCGGUCAGACCCGGGGCAGGGGCGUCCCGAGGGCCUCGCAAGGCCCCCGUAAAAUCCCCAAGACGCGGCGCGCAGUGAGUGGGGAGUGGUUGGCCGGCAACCCGCGGCCGCGCACAGCUCCCGACAGCCACGAUGCCGCCCGCGACUGCGGUGACCACGGUCUCCCUCCGGGAGCUGGCGGACCUCUCCAUCGGCACCCCGGAGGUGGGCGCCGUCAACUUCACCGCGCUGCACACGCUCAUCGUGGCCAUGCUCAAAAACCUCGACCUCCAAAAUACCCAGAUCGACUUCCAGGCCCCGUCGCCCGAGCCCAGCCGCUCGCUGCAGUCCUCCCAGGGCUUGCUCAGCACCCCAAACCUGCCCGCGCCCAAGGAGGCGCCCCGGGAGAAGCGCAAGAGCGUGAGCCGGGCGCCCCCGUCGGCGCUGGAGACCCAGGUGAAGGACCUGGGCGGCCAGGUGGAGGAUCUGAGCAAGCAGCUCAAGCGCAUGGAUGGCCAGGUGCAGGGCAUCGCUACGCACGUGCAGCACUUCUCCCAGGCCACCGGGCUCCACUUGGACGUGCCAGAGUGGCUGGAGGAGCAGGAGGUGGGCGUGCGGGGGCUGGAUAGUGUGCGGACCGCCGAGGAGCUCAGCGUCGCCAGGGUGCUUUUACAGCGGGUUGAUGAACUAGAGAAGCAAUUCAAAGAUCGAGAACAAUUCCUGGAACUGGUCAGCCGGAAGCUCAGUUUGGCUCCUGGUGCAGAAGAAGUCACCAUGGUCACCUGGGAAGAGCUGGAGCAGGCGAUUACGGAUGGCUGGAGAGCCUCACAAGCGGGCUCAGAAACACUCAUGGGAUUUUCUAAGCGCAGAGGCUUCACCUCCUUAACGUCACCUGAUGCGACUCUAAGCGGAGCCACUACUAAGCAACCAAGUAUUGACCAGGCUCUGGAUUCUGCCAGGGGUCUUGGCCCAGAUCAGACUGCAUCAGGUUCUAGUGGCACAGCACACCCCUCUGAUGGGGUGACCGGUAGGGAACAAAGCAGGGUCCCCCCUGGUGCUGGUAGACAGCAGCAGCCGAGGGCCCAUGAUGAGGCUGACAUGCCACAACUCCGUCCAUCUUCCAUAUUCCGAUUCAAAUUAGACUCGGACCAUCAAAGGAGUAGAGAGAAGCUUACCUCGACACAUCCAAGAAAAGAUGAACAAGAUGCACGUCCUGGCCCAGCUCAACAGGACUUAACCUUGGCCAGUGGCCAGCCCAGCAGGGUGCCCACUAGCAAGAGUCAGGUCCGUGCAAGGCCAGAUCGCCAGGGGUUAGAACCAACUGGCAUGGAUCAGCCUGGACUCAUGCAUGCUGGCACUUACCCACAUGCUGUGGUACCCCUCAACAUGGGGCAGCUUGGUGUACUGCCACCUGAAAUGGAUGAUCAGGAACUGGUACCACUUGUCAUGGAUCAGAAAGGUAUGGUGCCACCAUCAGUACCUGGCAGAGACCAGCAAGGAUUGGAACUACCUAGCACAGACCGACAUGCUAUGGUUCCACUCAGCCCAUACCAGCCUGGUGUGACACUUCCUGGCACAGACCAACGUGGUAUGGAACCACUUGUCACAGAUCGGCAUGGAUUUGUAAUAUCAGUCACAGGUCGGCAAGGACUGGUACCCCCUGGUAUGAACCAGCAAGGAUUGGUAUGGCCUGGCAUAGAUCAACAUGGACUGGUUCCACCUUUUACAGACCAGCAUGAUUUGGUACCACCUGGUUUGAUACCAAUUAGUGCAGAUCAGCAAGGUUUUGUGCAGCCCAGUUUGGAAGCAACUGGCUUCAUACAACCUGGCACAGAGCAGCAUGAUUUGAUCCAGUCUGGCAGAUUUCAGCAUGGUUUGGGGCAGCCUGGUGCAUAUCUGCCCGGCUUGGUCCAACUUGGUGCAGAUCAGCGUGGUUUGGUCUGGCCUGGAAUGGAUCAAUCUGGUUUGGUCCAGCCUGGCACAGGUCAGCGUGGUUUGGUCCAGUCUGGUGCAGGUCAGGGUGGUUUGGUACAGCCUGGUGUAGAUCAGCCUGACAUGGUCCAACCUGGUACAGAUCAGAUUGAUGUAGUACAGACUGGUGCAUAUCCACCUGAUUUAGUCCACCCUGGCAUGGAUCAGCAUGGUCUGGUACAACCUGGUACAUUUCCUAGUGGCUGGAUACAGCCUGAUGUGUAUCUACCUGGACUGGUACAGCCUGGUACAUAUCCACAUGAUUUGGUACAGCCUGGUGCAGAUCCACGUGGUUUGGUCCAACCUGGAAUAGAUCAGCGUGGUUUGGCUCAGCUAGGAGUCGAUCAAAAUGGUUUUGUGCAGCCUGGCACAGAUCAGUUUGGUUUGUUCCAGCCUGGUACAGAUCAGUAUGAUGUGACCCAACCUGGAGGUCAGCGUGACUUAGCAGCACAAGCUGGUGCAGUUCGGCCUGGUUUGGCACAAGCUGUUGCAGUUCGGCCUGGUUUGGCACAAGCUGGUGUAGUUCGGCCCGGUUUGGCACAAGCUGGUGCAGUUCAGCCCGGCUUGGCACAAGCUGGUGCAGUUCGGCCUGGUUUGGCACAAGCUGUUGCAGUUCGGCCUGGUUUGGCACAACCUGGUGCAGUUCGGCCUGGUUUGGCCCAACGUGGAGUGGAUCAGCAUGGUUUGGUGCAACGUGGUACAGUUCAGCCUGGUUUGGCCCAACCUGGUGCAGUUCGUCCUGGUUUGGUCCAACGUGGAGUAGAUCAACGUGGUUUGGUAGAACGUGGUACAGUUCAGCCUGGUUUGGACCAACCUGGUGCAGUUCAGCCUCGUUUGGUCCAACCUGGAGUGGAUCAGCCUGGUUUGGCACAACCUGGUGCAGUUCAACCUGGUUUGGCACAACCUGGAGUGGAUCACCAUGGUUUGGCACAACCUGGUGCAGUCCAGCCUCGUUUGGUCCAGCCUGGUGCAAGUCAACUUGGUAUGGUGCAGCCUGGAAUAGAUCAGCAAGGUUUGGUGCAACCUCAGGCAGAUCCACGUGACUUGGUACAACCUGGUGCCUAUCCUCCUGGUUUGGUACAACCUGGUCCAGAUCGUCGUGGUUCAGUACAACCUGGUGCAUAUUUGCAUGAUUUGUUUCAACCUGGGACAUACCCACGUGGUCUGGUGCAGCCUGCAAUGGAUCAGUAUGGUUUGAGACAACCUGGUGCAUAUCAUCCAGGCUCGAUAGCACCAGGCACAGAGCUUCGCCGCUCUUCAGCAUUCCAGGUGGAUUCUACAGGUUUUAUAUCAGCACAUCCAUAUCCACAUGGUGUGGUACCUCCUAGCAGAGAACAACACGGCCAGAUGUCACCACUCCUAGCCAGUCAAGGUUUGGCAUCACCUGGUAUAGACCGAAGGAGUUUUGUACCACAAGAAACUUAUCAGCAAGGUUUGAUGCAUCCUGGCACUCUGAUAAACCAGCGUGGCCCAACACCAGUGAGCACAGGCUUGGAAUCUACACGCCCAGAUCAACAGCAUUUGACAUCACCUGGCCCAGGUGAGCAUGACCAGGUACACCCAGAUGCAGCUCAGCGCAGCCGUGCUUUCUCUCUCGCAGACAGCCGUGAUUCAAUGCAUCCUGGCUGUGGUGGCCCAAGGGACCUAAGUGCUGAUCAGCAUAGCCAGGAAGGUUUGGACCCAAUUAGAACACAAGCCUCAGACCAGCCUGGAAUUCCUGCACAGAUGGCCCCAGGCCAAGAUAUCACCCUUUUCAGGAGUCCAGACUCCCUCGGCCGAGUGUCAUCAGAAAGGAGCCAAGUCUUGAGUGAGGUCCCGAGUGAGCACCGUGAUUCACUGAGCUCUAGUUUCCCCGCGGCAGUGGAAACGCUUCGUCUGAUGGGAGAGCUCAGCGGCCUCUAUCUGGAGCUAAAGGAGAGUAUGAAGGAUCUGGAUGAGGAGGAGACCGGCCAAACCGAGAUAGGGAUACAGCUCCUGCUGGCGAAGAUGGUCAAAAAGAUCAUCCCUCCUGACCUGCAGGAACAGCUGAAGAUUGUAAAGACUUUAGCCAAAGAAGUUCGGCAGGAAAAAGCAAAAGUGGAAAGGCUGCAAAGGAUCCUGGAGGGGGAACCAGGGAAGGAACUGAGAGCUGGUGACCUGAGCUUGCAGCUGGGUGUCCUCAGAGUCACCGUGACUGACAUUGAGAAGGAGCUGGCCGAGCUGAGGGAGAGCCAAGAGAUGGGCAAGGCCGCCAUGGAAAAUUCUGUCUCUGAAGCCUCCCUUUACCUGCAGGACCAGUUGAACAAGCUCAGGACGAUCAUCGAGAGCAUGCUGGCCUCCUCCUCCACACUCCUGUCCAUGAGCAUGGCCCCGCACAAGGCCUACACCUUGGAUCCUGGCCAGAUUGACCCUGAGGCCACCUGUCCAGCCUGCAGCCUGGACGUGAGCCAUCAGGUCAGCACACUGGUACAGCGCUACGAGCAGCUCCAGGACAUGGUCAACAGACUAGUGGUCUCCCGGCCCUCCAAGAAGGCCAAGCUCCAGAGACAGGACGAGGAGCUGCUGGGCCGCGUGCAGAGUGCCAUCCUGCAGGUGCAGGGCGACUGUGAGAAGCUCAACAUCACUACCAGCAACCUCAUCGAGGACCAUCGGCAGAAGCAGAAGGACAUUGCUAUGCUGUACCAGGGUCUGGAGAAGCUGGAAAAGGAAAAGGCCAACAGGGAGCACCUGGAGAUGGAGAUCGAUGUGAAAGCCAACAAGAGUGCUCUGGCCACCAAAGUGAGCCGUACCCAGUUUGAUGCCACCACAGAGCAGCUGAACCACAUGAUGCAGGAGCUGGUGGCCAAGAUGAGUGGGCAGGAGCAGGACUGGCAGAAGAUUCUGGACAAGCUGCUCACAGAGAUGGACACCAAGCUGGACCGCCUGGAGCUAGACCCACUGAAGCAGCUGCUGGAGGAUCGGUGGAAAUCGCUGAGACAGCAGCUCAGAGAGCGCCCCCCGCUCUACCAGGCAGACGAGGCGGCCGCCAUGCGGAGGCAGCUUCUGGCACAUUUCCACUGCCUCUCAUGUGACCGGCCCUUGGAGACAACUGUGACCGGACAAGCCAUCUCCGUGACCCCUGCAGGUCCGGGCCUACCCGGGCACUGUUCCAUCCGCCCCUACACAGUAUUUGAACUGGAGCAGAUCCGGCAGCAUAGCCGCAACCUCAGGCUGGGCACUGCCUUCCAUCGGGGUGACCUGGAGCAGAUGGAGCAGAGUGUGAGGCGCCUGCGCUCCAUGCACUCCAAGAUGCUGAUGAACAUCGAGAAGGUGCAGAUCCACUUCGGAGGCUCCACGAAGGCCAGCAGCCAGGUCAUCCGAGAGCUGCUGAAGGCCCAGUGCCUCAGCUCCCCGUGCUACAAACGGGUGACAGAUAUGGCCAAUUACACCUACUCGACUGUGCCCCGGCCCUGCGGGGGCAGCCACACCCUCACCUACCCCUACCACCGCCGCCUACAGCACCUGCCCCGGGGUCUGUAUCCCACCGAAGAGAUCCAGAUUGCCAUGAAGCAUGAUGAGGUGGACAUCUUGGGCCUAGAUGGCCACAUUUACAAGGGACGGAUGGACACAAGGCUGCCAGGCAUCUGCAGCAAAGACAGCUCAGGGAUCUCAAAGCACAAGUCCAGGCAGCCCCGGCCAAAUGUGCACAGGCAGCCAUCCCUCAACUCCAGUGGCCAGCUCUCCUCUCGGCCUCAGAGCGCCCAGAUGUCGGCUGACAACACCCCAGGUUUUUUGCGUCAACAGAAAGGCAGACCUUCCUCUGACGGGCAUCUCCCCCUGCUGAACACAGCGCACCCACUCAGCCCUGCCAAGGUGGCAAACGGGGAGUCAGAGAGGUUCGUGGACAUGCUUCCUGGGGAGGGGCUUGAGGAGCCCACCCAGGGGCCUCGGUCCUCCAAUGCUCAGUGAGCAGAGGUGUAAAUAAACGUUCAGGAGGAAGCUUUGGUGUGGUGAAUCUUCUCUGACAGGAAG